UCAGAGAGCUGCCCCAAGAUGGCGGCUGACAGCACCGACGAGGAGGGUGAAGACCUGGUGAGCGUCGGGACCCCGUUGGAGCUGCUGGAGGAAGGUGAACGCAUUAAGAAGCCAGUUCCUCUCCAAGACCAGACGGUCAAAGAUGAGAAAGGACGGUAUAAACGAUUCCAUGGCGCGUUCAGUGGUGGUUUUUCAGCUGGCUACUUUAACACUGUCGGAUCCAAAGAAGGAUGGGCACCUUCGGCGUUUGUGUCAUCUCGCCAAAACAGAGCAGAAAAGAAAGUUCUCGGGCCAGAAGAUUUUAUGGAUGAAGAAGAUCUUGGUGAACAUGGCAUUGCACCAAAGGAAAUUACAAUUACGGAUACAUUUACGUCCCAAAAUAAAGACAAAAUCCAGGAGAAGGCCAGACAGCUAGCUGGAAUAGUUGCACCCAUCUCUGGAGCUACAGUAUUGGAUGAGUUCAUCACACCUGCAAAAAUAACAAUUGGGAUUGACUUGUUGCGAAAAAUGGGCUGGAAAGAAGGACAAGGCAUUGGGCCGCGAGUAAAGAGGAAGCCACGCACGCAAAAACCUGAGCCCGGAGUAAAAAUAUAUGGCUGCGCUUUGCCUCCAGGAUCUGAAGAUUCAGAG
This is a messenger RNA of Thamnophis sirtalis, 630 nucleotides long. The record is from RefSeq and is a predicted model, not a curated record. Lineage: Eukaryota; Metazoa; Chordata; Lepidosauria; Squamata; Natricidae.